AUAGAGACUAGCGCAGCCCCAUCUCUAUCACUCCAGCUUCCUGAUCCUUUCUGCACACGCUUGUUCCCGGCUCGGAGAGAAGUCGAACCAUGAGGCCCAUCCUGCUUCAAGGCCAUGAACGUGCCAUCACUCAGAUAAAAUAUAAUCGUGAUGGAGACUUGCUCUUUACAGUUGCCAAAGACCCUGUGGUGAAUGUUUGGUACUCCGUGAAUGGCGAACGGCUGGGAACAUACAAUGGACAUACGGGAGCGGUGUGGUGUGUGGACGUUGACUGGGACACGCGUCAUGUACUGUCUGGAUCUGCUGAUAACUCUUGCAGGCUCUUUGAUUGUGAGACAGGAAAACAGCUGGCUUUGCUGGAGACAAACUCCGCUGUGAGGACUUGUGGAUUUGACUUCGGAGGCAACAUAAUCAUGUUUUCUACAGACAAGCAGAUGGGAUAUCAGUGUUUUGUGAGCUUUAUUGAUCUGCGGGAUCCUGCCCAAAUUGAAGAUAAUGAGCCUUAUAUGAAAAUCCCAUGCAGUGAAUCCAAGAUAACCAGUGCUGUGUGGGGCCCUCUUGGCGAACAUGUUAUUGCAGGGCACGAGAAUGGAGAACUAAACCAAUACAGUGCUAAGUCUGGAGAAAUUGUCAACACUAUCAAAGAGCAUUCUAAGCAGAUUAAUGACAUUCAGAGCUCCAGGGAUAUGACUAUGUUUAUCACUGCAUCCAAGGACUGCACAGCUAAGCUAUUUGAUACUACAACACUGGAACAUCAAAAAUCUUUCCGUACAGAGAGACCAGUUAACUCUGCUGCCCUGUCACCAAUAUAUGACCAUGUUGUUUUGGGAGGUGGACAGGAAGCUAUGGAUGUGACCACAACAUCAACCAGAAUUGGGAAAUUUGAGGCCAGGUUCUUCCAUGUGGCCGUUGAAGAGGAAUUUGGUAGAGUGAAGGGUCAUUUUGGUCCAAUUAAUAGCUUGGCUUUCCACCCAGAUGGCAAAAGUUACAGCAGCGGAGGAGAGGAUGGAUAUGUCAGAAUACAUUACUUCGACCAGCAAUAUUUCGAUUUUGAUUUUGAAUGUUAAGAUGACUCCCGCUUUCGGACAGAUUAUUUUCUCAAUAACAAAACUUUCCUACUUGGCAGUCCACACCAUGAGUUUAAAAGUCUCCAGUUCCAAAUUGGGAUAAACACAAAGGAUAUGACUAUUUAUAAAAUUCAAGAAUUUUACUAUAUCCUGUUUAAGACUUUAUUUUCUAAACCCAUGUACUUGUAUUUUUUUUCGCCCCUGCGUUACUUAUUGGAAUUUGCAAUUAAAUAUGGCAUAGAAAUAAAUUCCAUCUGAUGCGUAGCAAAAUUAGAGACUGAAUUUUUUUUUUUAAUAAUACUAGACUAUCCAGUGCCCACUGGUAUCCAGUAUCUCUGUGCAUGUUAUGCCAUUUUUCUCCUUUAGAUUUGCUUGCUUUCCAUCUUGAUUUGUGCAUUUUAUCUUGCCAUUAAGGAGUGAUAUAUACAGUCUCUACCUUGCUUUAAGAAACAUGUUUUAUUAGAGGGAAGCCUGUUGCCAUAACACGUUUGUCUCCAUCAUACAACAACUUGACAUAAAAAAAAGUUCUAAUUCCAAACUCGA
Pelobates fuscus (common spadefoot toad) is the source of this 1610-nucleotide messenger RNA. It is a transcript of the gene EIF3I, whose product is annotated as eukaryotic translation initiation factor 3 subunit I. Gene Ontology annotation, molecular function: translation initiation factor activity; RNA binding; protein binding. Lineage: Eukaryota; Metazoa; Chordata; Amphibia; Anura; Pelobatidae. Gene Ontology annotation, cellular component: cytoplasm; eukaryotic translation initiation factor 3 complex, eIF3m. Gene Ontology annotation, biological process: cytoplasmic translational initiation. The coding region runs from base 90 to 1067 and encodes 325 amino acids. The record is from RefSeq and is a predicted model, not a curated record. The transcript is spliced from 11 exons.